Linepithema humile (Argentine ant) is the source of this 968-nucleotide messenger RNA. The record is from RefSeq and is a predicted model, not a curated record. NCBI's taxonomy places the organism in Eukaryota, Metazoa, Arthropoda, Insecta, Hymenoptera, Formicidae.
UAAUAAAUAGCGAAAUAAUGUUAAUCGCUACAAUAGCACUUUGCACUGCUAUCGAAAAUGACACUACAGUUCGUUACCAUUUACCGGAUUAUAUAAUACCAUUGCAUUAUGAUGCCAAUAUAAGAUUUAACUACAAAACAAAUUACAUUAUUGGUGAAUGUAAUAUAACUAUAGAUAUUAAUCGUCAAACAGAAAAUAUAAUUCUGCAUCCAGUGACUUUCACGAUAAUUAGAAUUGUUUUGUAUAACAAUCUUCUUAGUAAAAAAGUGGAUGUUUCACAAUAUUCAUUUGAUAAUGAACUAAGUAAGCUUAUGAUUGAUUUUACGACAUCAAAACGUCCAAAAUAUUUACAACCAGGGAAAUACACUCUAAUAAUGACAUAUGUACGUUACAUAAAUAAUUACAAAAACUACAUUUUUAAAUCUUUAUACUCCAAUAUAAAACUGGACAACAUGUUAAUAGCGACAGGUAUUGAUGUAAUGACUGCUCAACAACUAUUCCCAUGCUGGGACGAGAUAGCACUUAAUUCUACCUUCAAUAUUUCCAUCAAGCAUCAUAAAAAUUACACAGCCUUAUCAAAUAUGCCUAUACAAACAACAAAAAAUGACAAACUUGAAAAUGACAUGAUGUGGACACAUUUUGAGAAAUCACCUUCAAUGUUCAUUCAACAUUUAAAGUUUGUGAUAACCACAUUCACUAACAUUUCUAUUUCGGUUGCAAACGUCACAAUUUGGAGUAGAAAAAACGUGACAGACUAUUUACAAUUAGCAAAAUAUAUUGUUUCACAAGUUCUAUACUUUUUGCAACAUAAAAAUAUUAUAAACAAAUUACCAAAAUUAGACUAUGUUGCAAUUUGGGAUACUCAACAUAAUAACAGUAUGACAUGGGGACUGAUUUUACAAAGAGAAGUUGAUAUUAUUUUGACGAAAAAUCAGAUCCCGUUGGGCAUAAAUUGAAAGUGGCACGCU